AUGCCCAGCUCGCACGCGCAGCUCGCCGCCUUCGUCGCGACGAUGAUGACGCUUCAGUACGUCCGCCGACGCGAGGAGUUCAGGGUGUUUUGCAAGUGGAACAAACGAGGCACAUCCGGCCGCGCGGGCCACGCGGACGCGAUGACCGCGGCGCUCGUCGUCCUCGCUUGGCCGCUGGCGUGGACCGUGGGCAUCAGUAGGGUGUACCUCGGGUACCACAGCGUCGAGCAGGUGGUGGCGGGCGCGUGCGUCGGGUGCGUGUUCGGCGCGGCGUAUCACGAGCUCGUGUGCCUGGCGGCGACAAAGUCGUUCGCGCGCCUGGACGUCAACGACGGGGGUUUGGGCGGGGCGGUGGCGCGCGCGGUGAUUGGGGCGAGGAUGAGGGAUAGCUCGCUGGUGCCGGAUCCGCUCGAGGUCGAGAGGGUGGCGUUGCAGGUCAACGUGCUAGACUUCAAGGAGAAGAGCUUCUGA
Molecule: messenger RNA, 471 nt
Organism: Micromonas commoda
Lineage: Eukaryota; Viridiplantae; Chlorophyta; Mamiellophyceae; Mamiellales; Mamiellaceae
Exons: 1
Coding region: 1-471 (156 amino acids)
Molecular function (GO): sphingosine-1-phosphate phosphatase activity
Source: RefSeq, a predicted model, not a curated record